Molecule: messenger RNA, 5157 nt
Organism: Dimorphilus gyrociliatus
Lineage: Eukaryota; Metazoa; Annelida; Polychaeta; Dinophilidae
Source: the annotation of a GenBank genome assembly
CUAGCAGUGACUUUUCCUAACAAAGUUUGAUUGCAAAAAUUAUGUUAAAUAGGAAAUAUUUGCUACUAUAAACUGUUUUACGUCUUCAAGUAAAGAUUUUUUACACCACAAAUUGUAUAGUUCUACUUUAAGAGUUAAAAUGAUAAAGAAGAGCAAUUUCUUCGCUGUUGUAAUUUAAAACCCAAACUUUGUGGUGCUUAUUUUGGUAGCGUUCUGUAUUAUUAAAACCUUCAUUUGAAAAAUGCAAAGAUAGAAACGACUUAAUUAAAAGUCAUUAUUCAGAUCCUUUAUAAUCGGUAUUUAGGCGCAAGCACCUAAACAAACUGCAGGCUUUUGUUCGCUUGUGUACAAGCUCUCAAAAGACGAUUUAUACUAUUCAAAUGCAUUCGGCCAACGUUCAGUUGCGAUUACGACGUAAAUCCAAAGCUGUCACUGUUGCUUUGACGAUGGAAAUUGAUUAGGCUUGGAUUUUAUCGCUCUCUCAUUUCUCUUUCUUCUGAUACUCUACAGGAUUCAAAAUUUCACUAUUAAUAGAAAUUGGCGUCCUCACUAGUUUAGUAAUAGGUAAAUAUCUUCUCUCCUUACUUCCUCUUAACUAAAACCUUACUAGGUUUGAGUUAUUUAAAAAAAUGCCAAUUUUUAGGCAAAGUUUUUCAAAGAAGUUUUGCUAUUCUAAUAAUUUUACUUUUCAAAUAAAAACCUAAUAAUAAUACUUUGCAACUGUAAAGUUUCUAAAUACAUAUUGCUUUGAAAUUGAUACUGCAAGCUGAAUUAUAAUUGUCAAAAUUUUCAGACCUAAAAAACAACUUGUCGAUAUCAAUUAUAAACGGAACGUAAACCUUUUGUCUGUGUUUGAUUAAAUGUUUUCAGACGUUUAAUCUGAUUAAAGAUUUACAACAUUGGUUGGAAAUGACACUUUGACGACGCUAUGGGAGAUGGUCAAGACAAAGUUAAAACGGAUAACUCAAGGAAACAAUGGACUAAGUUACCUAGUGUCAAUAAAGUGAGCUUCUUGAUAAACCCUAGCUUUGACUCAGCAAAGCUUAAGAGGUAAAAUUAUUUAUUUUAGUUUAUCAUUCUAUCAGUAGAUGGCGUUCAUAUAACAAAUUUCAAGUCGGUAUAUUGUUUAUAGAUCUUUUAGUUAGAUAAUUAAAAUUUCAUAUAAUUUGGAUAGUUUAUUUCUGGGAAAAUUGUAGCACUAUACCUAAGUCUGAAAGUAUUUUAAAAAAAAUUGUCUUUUCAGUUAUGUUAAUCUCAUAGUUCAACAACAUGUAUUUACUUAUCGAAUAAAACGCAAAAAAAAUAUGGCAUUUAGUGAAUUUAUGCUAUUAUUUUUGCUACUUAAAAAUUGUAAUAAAUUUAACUAUUCAUGUCAUUUUGCGAUGAAAUCUGAUAGUAAAAGCACUGAUGAAAAAGAAUUUGAGGUAGGUUAGGCUAGGUUUUAACCAGCUUAUAGAAUCAGUGCACAAAACCCAUAAAAUUAAUUGCCUAAGCACAAAUCUAAUAUGAGUAGACUUUUAUUGCUUCAAUAUCGCACCCUUGUUGAAGUGAAUGGAUUAAUUUUGGUGACUCGUGAGUUGCUUAUUCUGAAAAAAGAACACUCGUAGUUAUGUGUUGAAUAUGAAACGAGUUCCUUCUCGACAAAAAACUGUCUCUUUUUCGGAAGACGACUUUUCCUCAAGACCAACCACAGAAUGGAGUAAUGGAACCAAUUCAUCAAGAGCUCAAAGUUCCAAGUCCGAAUGUCGUCUUCCACGUUUUGAUAACCAUGGGCAACAGAGAUUAAGUAUUCGAAGUAAUCAACAAAGAAUUUGUAGUGCAUUUCCAAGACUAAUAACGAAUGAGAAAGUUUUACAAAAUGAUACGGCUCCCUUCCAUGUUGUUUUUCAGCCACAAGCUCCCCCAAACACAACUAGAUUCGAAAAAAGUUUUUCGAAUGUUAACUCUUUAUUAGAUUCAAUAAUUUUCCAAAAAUUAGAUGGAUUGCAAAGAAAUAGCUAUGACCAGAGAACUUUUAAAGGUGGACUACCUGAUCCAAAAAAGAAAUCACAAGUGUCUGUUAUUAGUGCUGGCCAAACAGCAAAGAACACUGCUGGACACAAAUACACAGCAUAUGAUAUUGAUACAAGUGACAGGGAGCAGUUAUCUCAAUCUCUUCCUGACAAUAAUACUCAAGAACCUGUUGAUGCACCAAGACUAGCAAUAUCGGCUCCAAAAGAAAGACUGUCGAAAAAGACAAAAGUUUUCGUUAAUGUUAAGCCUCGAAUUAACAAUCUAGUCAGUGGUCAAUAUAAUCCAGAAGAAAAAACUAAAGGAAGAAGUAUUACAAAAAAUGGAAUUGAAGACAAACAAAGAAAAUUUACUGAAACAGUUGCUCCGGAAAUGAGAUAUGAAACUCCUAAACCCCCUUUGUCCCAGUCAAAGGACAGUAAAAUGAAACCAGAAAAAGGAUUUGUUUUUCAUGCUAAAACUUCGCAUUCAACGGCUCCUACUGUCCCAGAAAAAGAAAAACCAAAAGUCGUUGUGAAGUUACCAAAGCCUAUGUCCAGGGAUGCUUCAAUUGUUAAGGAAGAAGAGUUUUCGCAAAAAGAUGCAAUUGAAAGAUCACAGACUAUGGUGUAUGAGCACAAAAAACGUAUUCCAACAGCGAGGUUGAAAACGGCUAUUAAGCGAUCAAAAACGCUGCUAAAUUUCAGAGAGUUUUGGAAACAAGUCGCUAUGAAAACCAAGAAAGAAAAUAAAAUUCUGCCAUACACAGCAACUGAUGCAGCUGACAUAUACUUGGCAGCAUUAGAAGCGGCUACGACUAAACUUAUGAGAGAAGAUGAAUCUAAUAAACAAGAUAUACUUCCUUAUGAAGACCCUUUGAGGACUGUCCCACCCUGGCACAGGAAGGAAUAUGUAUUAAAUGAGAGAGAGAUUGAUAUGUAUAAUCACCUAAAGGUAAUAUAUGGUGACAAGACAACGAUGUUGAAAAGAUGUCGUCAACAAGAGUUUUAUGAGAAGUUAGAAAAAUUACAACAGGAAGAGACUAAAAAAUAUAAUUCAUUACUUAAGGACAAGAAGAAACAAAGAGAGAAAUCAAAAUUAAAGCAGCAGCAACAAUUAAAAUUUGUUCGCAAUAAAUUUGAGGAAGAGCAAGUUAAUCGUUUUCGAAAUCAGUAUGUAACAACAAGAAUUUUACAGCAUGAAUGGACUACUAGACAUAUAUACGGUCUUCCUGAGGAUCUGGGAGAUGAUACUGCUACAUCUAGAGUUAAAAGAAAAGUGGAAAGAGCUAAGGAGAUACCAGAUGAUCUUAGGGAGCAAAAUAUUCGAAGAUUUAGAGGACUAUUCGAUGUUCAUUGUGGUUUGGCACUAGCAAAUAUGAAGCCACCAAAAUUUGGUAAAAAAUCAAAGAAGCUACCAACAGAUGAUGUUGUGAGAGACGCUAGGAAAAUGUUAGAUGAAACAAGCGAAGACGAGGAUUCAACAGACAAUGAGGACGAAUCAUAUUCUAACGGGGCUGAUAACAAACUUACAGCAAAUCGAUCAUACUCCAAUAAAAAAUAUAGUAAAAACCCUAGUCGUCAAACAUAUCUUUCUCCCUAUUAUUCUACUUUAAGAAAACCUCAAUCAAGGAGAAUGACUGAAUCUCUUGAUAAAGAAAACAAAAAACCUAAAAAAACUAUAGAAACCAAACCAAAGUUUAAACUUGACAUGAAAUCGAAUGCUAAUAACUAUAAAAAGUCGUUUAAACCAAUAAAUGAUUUGACCAAGAUUGAGGUUUCAAAUUCAUCUAACAAAGCACCGGAUAAGAAAAAGAAUGUAAAAUUCGUUAAACCAAAUACUCACUCCAAUCAAAGAAUAAAUAACAGAGGAAAAAUUUCAGAACGAUCAAAAAUGAAAGAUCAAAAUAAUUCACCAAGCGAUGAAGAUAGUAAAGUUGAAGAAAACAACGAGAGCACUGAAAAUACGAAAACAGCUGAUUCUAGACAAUUAACCCCUGAGCUGAAACAGGAUAUAGCACAAGGUCAUGAUCCUACUCCAGUUCAAUCAGCAUCUACUCUCAGAGGAGAGCUUAACACAAAUGAAACAAAGGUAGAGUCCAUACCUUAUAUAUCAGAGACAUCAUCUGCAAGUCCAGCGUCAAACGUUAUCCAGAAUGAGUCGCCACCUACGAAUGAACAACAGCAGAAGAAUGAGGAAAUAGAUCCAAAUCAACUUGAUAGAAAUGCCACUGAAGCAAAUAACCUAAGCUACAGCGAUCCUAAGGAAGGAUCGGCUAAAUCUAAAAGGGAGAAUUCAGAAGAAAAGUCCGAACAGGAAAAUAAUUCGGAGAAUACUGCAAGUGAAGGAAACAGUUUGUUUAAUUCAAAAAGUCCUAAAGGAGAGAAUAAGAUACCUGAGACUGAAAAGAGUAGUAAUCAGAAUCCUAAUCCUGAUACAACAGACCAAUCCGUCACUCAAGCUGAAGCAGAUAAUGAGGAAAAGUCAACACCUACUGAAGAGUAUACAAACACAAAUGACGAAAAGUUUGAAAAAGAAGUUUUAAGACCCACUUCUUCCCACUCUAAAGAUCAAGAGUCUUAUAAAGAGCAACCAAUAAUCGCUGAUAAAACUGGUGAACCAUUUGAACGUCAAUCUAACAAGCUUUCACUAAAGGAGCCAAUUGAGAAACCUGAUGAAUAUCCUGAAAGUCAAGAAACAGACGACCUUAAAAAGAAAGACUUGAAAUCAGCUGCUAUAAAACCUAAGAAGGAGAAAAAAAAUAUAAGCUCUGCUGAUAGUAGGAAACCCAAAAAGAAUUCUGAAAAAGUUAAAAAAGAAGAAAAAAGCCCAACUAAGCUUCCAGAUAAGAAACAAAACGAAACAAAGGGUCUAACUAAAAAUAUGAACGCUCAUGAUCCCAAACCAUCGCUAUCUUCCAAAGAAAAACACAAAUUCCAGAAACCAGCAAAUAGUUCUCACCAAGAAAGAACUAAAGAUUCUAAGUUAAAAAAAUUACCUUCUAGAGAAAACACUAAAGAACCCAUAAUUCUUCCGAAAAAGGAUAUGGAUGGCGAUCGAGUCGAGCUUGAUUCUCUCGACUUAGGUUAUAGUGAUGAGGAAACAGAAGACAUAUUUGAGCGAGCGAAAAAGAAAUACGGAAUUCAAAUAGACAGUGAUGAUGACUAA